Trachymyrmex septentrionalis is the source of this 3327-nucleotide messenger RNA. RefSeq names its product gastrula zinc finger protein XlCGF57.1-like. Gene Ontology annotation, cellular component: nucleus. The record is from RefSeq and is a predicted model, not a curated record. Bases 1362 to 3281 code for a protein of 639 amino acids. The transcript has 16 exons. Gene Ontology annotation, biological process: regulation of transcription by RNA polymerase II. Gene Ontology annotation, molecular function: RNA polymerase II transcription regulatory region sequence-specific DNA binding; DNA-binding transcription factor activity, RNA polymerase II-specific. Lineage: Eukaryota; Metazoa; Arthropoda; Insecta; Hymenoptera; Formicidae.
CGCACCUUUUCGAUUUCUUUCCCACUGCGAAAAGCUCCUUCUAGGAAAGUGCAACAUUGAUUGUACUUCUUGGACCCCGUUAUAAGGUCCGUAAAUCGUGCGAUGAAAAGGCGAAGCAGAGCGGAGAAAUCUUAGAGCCACAUGACCGUGUUUUCUUACUCCGAAAUUACGGAAUGAAUAACGUCCGGAGCUAUGCCGAGAAAAAAGGAGGAGGAAGGCAAUAUUGGCGAUUCUUUUCGAAAUGUAUUAAGGAAUAAUUGAAAAUCUGUAUUUCAACGUGAAAUGUAGAUACUAAUAUAGAUAUCUAUGUCUAUAUUAUAUAGGACUCGAGAUCGUCGAGCGUGUCGUCGAUUGGCCGUCGAAUUGGGAGUUCUAGGAACUUUAGGUGAUCUCACAUCCCACAGCCAAUCCGCAGCCAUAUCUGCGACUUGUCAUGAGAUGCGAUUUCGUCAACAAGUUAACCAACUUUUUCUUUUUGAAACGCUAUAUUCUAAUGUUUAAAAAUAUAAUUCAAUCAGUACGAAGAAAAUUUCCAACAGUUGCAAAAUAAACGUUCUGCCGAACGCAAUCAAAGUUAAAGCGAGUAAAUCGUACUUUCAAGCAUUGUUGACUCUGCAAAGUUUUUAAAUUCAGAAAAGUAUCCAGAGGAAUUUUGUGAGAAUAUCUAAGUUCGUCGGAAGCACAUCCGUCAUAAUUGACGUAAUGGCACGAAAUAGGAAAUUUGCAAAAUUUUAUAUUUAUAUUUUCGUAUAUUAUUUAGAGGAUGAUUCCUAGAUGCAGAGAUUUCCGUUCUCCUGUUUGUGUUUUCUCUCGGAGGAAGGCGGAUUUGAGCACCACUGAAGCUGAAGUCGCGUAUACGAGACAUUACGAGACCCAAAUGACCCAAUAGCGAACGAGCAGGCUAGAAGCAACAAAUUAUUGUUGCCGUGGUGGGAAUAUUACACCACCACGCUUGUCCGUUUGGAUGGUUCGAAGUUUCUUGCUCUGACAAAUUGGUCUCCAUCACUAAUUGAUUGUCGCCGAGGAGGAUUGUUCCUCGUUUUCAACGUCGACGUGACGCAGACAAGAUCGCUUGAGAAAGAAAACACGGAAAACAGCGGACGCAUGGAGGAUGAUGACGCGCCCCUUGACGUAGGCCAUUUUACGUAGCAUCGGGACUGAUGAAAGGGCCUGUUCCUUCAGGGGCAAACUCGCUCGCUCUCCCUUUUCGCAUACUCGUCUGCAUGGAUCUCAAUCAAAAGCGCAAGAUGUUCUUAAUAUGGAAUGAAAGCAGAAAGUAAGAAUAGACUGGUUUAUCUAAAGGAAAAAUCUUUCAUACAAUUAAAUAAGAAAAUUAGAGAUAGAAAUUAUUACGUGACGCAAUGGCAAAUGGAAUGGAGAAGAUAGAAAUUCUGAAGAUUGAGGAGUGUAGUGAUCUAAUUGUGGACGAAACUAAUGGGAUUAUGUUUGACAUGGACCUCUCACAAGAUGAAUCUUUAGUUGUAACUGACAGCACAGCCACUGACAAUAAGAAAGGUGUGGUUAUUUCAAUUGUAACCGAUUAUCAAUGUGUGACAUGUCAACGUAUUUUCCAAUCAAAGGAUAUGUUGCAGAAGCAUGUAGACACAUGCAGAGAGGAAGAUGACUCAAACAACAUUCUUGGUAAUGUAGUAAGUUACGAUUCAGAAGAAGAGGAAGAGGAUGAAGAUGAUCCACUUUUAAAUGCUGAAGAUUCGGAUUCUAAGAGCCAAAAGAAUAACAACGAGAAACCUCUCAUCAAACCCGUGCCUGAAACGCAGUGCCAUUGCUGUGCGGAAGACUUAAAGACGGCUCAUAGCGGCGGAGAAUACAAAUGUUCACAUUGUGAUCUCAGUUUUAAGAAAAAAGCAUCUUUGGAAAGACACGAUGUAGUCAUACAUUGGAUUUGCGAGUCGUGCACAUGCAAUGAAUGCGGUUCUUCUUUUCGUGAUAAGAAAGCUUUAAAUAAGCAUCGCUAUACGACACACGGAGAUCGUAAAAUUUUUAAAUGUGAUCCUUGCGACACUUAUUUCUCUCGGAGCUAUCACUUAAAUCGACAUAUACUGCAGUCUGGUUGUCAUGGUAACAUACUUAAUAAAUUCAGUUGUCAAGUUUGCAAGAAAGACUUUACGCGUAAGGAUAACUUGCGGGAACACUUGCGUACUCACGCGGGCACGCCUCAAAGACAAAAGAAGAAAUGCAACUAUUGCCCAAAGGAAUUUUUUACAUACCAACAAUUGUUGGUACACGAACGUAUGCAUACGGGAGAACGACCAGUCCAAUGCGAUUUAUGUCCGAAGACAUUCCUGUCGCCGCUCGCGCUGAAAAAGCAUCGUCGUGUACACACUGGAGAGAAGCCGUUUGAAUGUAAAUAUUGUCAAAGAAAAUUUGCUGCUCGCGAAACGCUGAAUCGUCACCUACGGACGCACACGGGUGAAAAACCACAUGUGUGUCAGUAUUGUGGCAAAUCGUUCAUUCAAGCAGCGCAAUUAAGAGCACAUGUGUUCCAUCACACUGGAGAAAAUGGUUUCUACUGUGAUGUGUGCGACAAGGCAUUUAAUCGGAAGGCGCGUUUAAAUAUCCACAAGAAGUUCGUACAUGAGGGAGCGAUUCCAUUUACGUGUGAAGUCUGUGAUAAGGGUUUCAUGCGAAAGGAGGACAUGAUGAAACACAAAGUGCUACACACUGGCAUCAAACCGUUCAAAUGCGACAAGUGUUCGAAGGCCUUUUCGGUCAAAUCAUCGUUGCAAGCACACCUCAACACUCACAGACGCGAACCGCCCCAGUCAUGCGUCGAAUGCAAUAGAGUGUUUAUCCGACAAGAUUGUCUGAUGCGACACAUUCGGGCGAAGCAUCGGGAACUGUUGGAGGAUGUAAUGAACGAGGUCGAGAAGAAACAUUUGCAAACGCAGUUGUACAACAUUGCAUCGACCGCUGCUGCCAAAAUGAAAACCGGCAAAUCUAGAAGACUCUCCACCGACGAGCUAUUGAAAGCCAUUGUAGAUCUUUUGAGAUUACUUAUCGAUGAGGAAACAUUACAGCUAUUUGGUUGGCCGGAUGCUCCAAUACAAGACGUCCUCGAGGCUGUAAUCAGAAGAUGCGGACAUGAGCCGAUAACAUCGGAGGCCAACGUAGUGUUUACUGAGAGGCUGCGACAAAACGUCAAGCUUCUAUUCACUGUCGUCGUCGACACGGUGAAUGACGAAAUAGUGAAAUCUCUCUUGACAACGAAAACGGUGGACGAUGUCAUUCUUCACGUUUUAGAAAUAUCUAAUCAAAAUUAGGAACAAAAAAAAUAUUACAAGUGACGAUUAUACCUUUUUGAAUAUU